Ictalurus furcatus (blue catfish) is the source of this 1244-nucleotide messenger RNA. RefSeq names its product tubulin beta-4B chain-like. The coding region runs from base 163 to 1062 and encodes 299 amino acids. Gene Ontology annotation, molecular function: structural constituent of cytoskeleton; GTPase activity; GTP binding. The record is from RefSeq and is a predicted model, not a curated record. Gene Ontology annotation, cellular component: cytoplasm; microtubule. Lineage: Eukaryota; Metazoa; Chordata; Actinopteri; Siluriformes; Ictaluridae. Gene Ontology annotation, biological process: microtubule cytoskeleton organization; mitotic cell cycle. The transcript has a single exon.
GGUCAGAGUGGGGCUGGAAACAACUGGGCCAAAGGGUAUUAUACUGAAGGUGCUGAGCUGGUGGACCCGGUGCUGGAUGCUGUGCAUAAGGAGGCUGAGAGCUGUGACUGCCUACAGAGCUUCCAGCUCAUUCACUCCUUGGGUGGGGGCACCGGAUCGGGCAUGGGCUCGCUGCUCAUCAGCAAGAUCCGUGAGGAGUAUCCUGACAACAUGAUGAGCACGUUCAGUGUUGUGCCGUCUCCUAACGUCUCAGACGUUGCGUUGGAGCCCUACAACACCAUUCCAUCUAUUAAACAACUGGUGGAGUACACUCAUGAGAUGUUCUGCAUUGACAAUGAAGCACUUUAUAACAUCUGUUUCCGCACUUUAAAGCUCACAACUCCCACUUAUGGCGAUCUCAACCAUCUUGUUUCUGCCACCAUGAGUGGUGUAACCACCUGCUUCCGUUUUCCUGGGCAGCUCAACGCUGACCUGCGAAAACUGGCUAUCAAUACGGUGCCCUUCCCUCGUCUGCACUUCUUCAUUCCUGGUUUUGCCCCACUCACCAGCAGGAGGAGCCAGCAGUACCUUGCGCUCACUGUGCCUGAACUAACACAACAGAUGUUUGAUGCCAGGAAUAUGAUGGCGGCCUGUGAUCCACUCUAUUGCCGCUACCUGGCUGUGACUGCUAUCUUCCGGGGCCGCAUGUCUAUGAGUGAGGUGGAUGAGCAAAUGCUCAAUGUGCAAAACCCAAACAGCAGAUGUUUUUUGGGAGGGAUCCCUGACAAUGUCAAAACAGCUGUAUGUGACAUCCCACAAAGAGGGUUUACGAUGGCUGCCACCUCGAUUGGCAACAACACAGCCAUCCAGGAGGUGUUCAGACAUAUCUUGGAGCAGUUCAGAGACUUGUUCAGGAGAAGGUACUUCCUGCAUUGGUACAUAGGAGAAGGAGUGAAUGAGACCGAGUUCACUAAGACAGAGAGCACCGUGGAUGACCUUGUGUCUGAGUACCUGCAGUACGAGUAUAUCACAGCUGAAGAGGAGGGCGAGUUUGAGGAAGAGGCAGAAGAGGAAUUGCCAUAAAGAUAUGUUAAUGUUCAUGGUAAUAUUUUCACAAUUUUUGUCUUUCGGGUUCCUUGAUAUAAAUGUAAAGUUCAAUAAUAAUAAAUGUUUAACUUGGGCAACUUGGCUCGUUCUUUGCUUAAAGAUGUAAUCAUCUUUCACAUGUUGAUAUUUUCACAAUUUUUAUGUUUUUCUGUUCCUUG